Messenger RNA from Arachis duranensis, 644 nucleotides. RefSeq lists its product as uncharacterized. The transcript is spliced from 2 exons. The coding region runs from base 1 to 426 and encodes 141 amino acids. Lineage: Eukaryota; Viridiplantae; Streptophyta; Magnoliopsida; Fabales; Fabaceae. The record is from RefSeq and is a predicted model, not a curated record.
AUGAAGGAAAACUCUACAUUCACUUUGGAAAAUGAGUCUCUAUUGUCUAGGCCAACUUAUGGUGGCAUCAAGAGGUACAUGAGGCGGCGGCGCUACCACCGCCUCGACGAAAACGGCGGAACUAAGACCUCGAAGACAGUUUGGUUGACUGGGCCACCACGGCCGCGGCGGCGUUGGAGGAUUAAGGCAAUAAGAAGGCUAACAUGGGUGGCUAUUAGGUCACCAUUGAAGAUGUGGACAAAGAUCAAGAAUGCUUACAUGAAUUUCAUGUUGAGUUCCAUGAACAUUGAUAACCCUUUUGGUGAGAAAAGGAUUCCAAAGACUCAUGCAUUGCCAAAGAAUUAUUCACGUGAAGAAUUUGAAGCUAGGCUCAUUUUUGAGAUCUCCAAAGCCUUGGUUGCUUCUAAUGAACUAUACACCAAGUAAUUCUUGUCUUAUAUCUUUUUUUCUUAAAGAAAAUAACAUGUCUCUAUCUUAAUAACGGUUAUUUCAAGAAAAUUGGUAUAUCCAAAAUUGUGAUAUACUAAUUUUGUCAAAUUGAUUCCUCGGAAAAUGUUGAGGAUAUAAUUAGACUUAUUCAUAUGUUGAGAAUUUUAUUGAUAUAGAUGUUCAUAAGUUGUACAAGAACUCGUUUAUUUCAUUUA